Molecule: messenger RNA, 566 nt
Organism: Radiomyces spectabilis
Lineage: Eukaryota; Fungi; Mucoromycota; Mucoromycetes; Mucorales; Radiomycetaceae
Exons: 2
Coding region: 196-486 (96 amino acids)
Source: RefSeq, a predicted model, not a curated record
CGGUUCUCCAUUAUCGCCAUAAAGAUCUUCAAAAGAGUACCUCAAUAGUACCUAGGGAAAAAUUGGCUGCAUGAUAUCACCGCGUCGUAGAAAGUUUCCACUCCUUUUGUUAUAAAUAAGUGGCUCCAAGAGCAACUGUUUCCUCUGUUUUUUCUCAUUACUCUUCUUAUCAGAAACCACCAGUAAAGAAACAAAAUGGCUUGCCCUUGUACCACCAAAGACAACAACUGCACCUGCACUCAGGCUGCCCAAUGCAAGUGUGGAGAUGACUGCACUUGCCCCCAGUGCAAGGCUCAUAACAAGCACAGCGACAGAUGCGCCUGCAAGGGAUCCGGCAAAGGUAAGUUUAUCUCUGAUGAUUUAUAUAUCACAGCCACAGACGGCACUGACCAUGAUGGUUUUUUUUUUUCACAGGCUGCGACUGCGGCAAUAGCUGCAAGUGCUAAACAGCUUGACGAAAGUCUCACCAUUCUCGUUCUUAUGUGAUAUAUUGUCCACAAAAAUUGUAAAAAAUCACUUGUUUCCUUAAAUUCUCAGGAAUAAAAAAAAUACUGCUGAUAUGCGUU